AUGACGAACGAUGAGCGAACGAACAACGACCUGGGGACGAACAAAGUCAACGAACUACGAUGGCGAGAAGCGAGGAGCGACGACAGCGACGAACGAAAAGCGAAUGUCGACGAACAGCGAUUCGACAAUAGAAUCACUGCAAAGCUUACGACUUACCUUGCAUCAGAAGUGUAUAUACAUACAAAAGAACCCAGACAGGAUGAUGUCACAACGAUGCUUGAGGGGAGAACAAUGACGUACAAGAGUAUCCGAACUUCGAAACCUGUCUGGCUGAUCGAAACACCUAAAUCGGGUAAACCACUGUCCAAAUCCGGAUGGAAGCUCGGUCCUGGGCACAAGCAAGCAAGCCCCGGCUCUCCAGAUUGA
Messenger RNA from Postia placenta MAD-698-R-SB12, 366 nucleotides. RefSeq lists its product as hypothetical. The record is from RefSeq and is a predicted model, not a curated record. NCBI's taxonomy places the organism in Eukaryota, Fungi, Basidiomycota, Agaricomycetes, Polyporales, Adustoporiaceae. The coding region runs from base 1 to 366 and encodes 121 amino acids. The transcript is spliced from 2 exons.